Molecule: messenger RNA, 1084 nt
Organism: Ipomoea triloba (trilobed morning glory)
Lineage: Eukaryota; Viridiplantae; Streptophyta; Magnoliopsida; Solanales; Convolvulaceae
Product: dnaJ homolog subfamily C member 28-like
Exons: 3
Coding region: 27-692 (221 amino acids)
Source: RefSeq, a predicted model, not a curated record
AAGUUCGGUAUUCCCAGCUCGACGCCAUGGCAGCGCGAUUGACGAGAGCAAUAGCGGCCUUCGAAACUUCCGGCCACGGCCUCUCAAGACCCAGAUUAGCAUCUUCUUCAUCUUAUCCUUCGGAAUCGGAUUCCGCUGAGACGGCGUCGUCGCAGAAGUCGACUAAGAAGCUGACGGAUCGUCUCUCCGCUGUAGUCGACGCCGUUAACGACCGUAAACUUCCUCCUGAAUUCCGUGGCCGGCGUAACGCCGUUAGGUCAGAGACUGACAUUAUAAAUGUUGUUGAGCAACGAAUAUGGCAUUCAAUGGAGCAGGGACAAUUUGAGAAUUUGCCAGGGAAAGGAAAGCCGUUGGACCUCAGCAGCAAUCCCCAUGCUGAGGACACCUUAUACCGGAUUCUCUCGCGGAAUAAGUGUGCUCCAGAAUGGGUUGAAUUGAACAAAGAGAUAAGGGAUAAAGUUGCAGUGUGGAGAUCAAGCCUGAAGAAAGCAUGGGGAUACAGAAGUAGUGGUAAUGAUGCUAAAUGGGUCGAGUAUUCAGAGGCUUUGAAGUUGCAGAUGCGUGACAUAAAUGACAAGGUUUUCCGGUACAAUUUAAUCGUUCCAUUUGGCCGUCAAAUGUUUGGAUUGAAGUGGGAGAAAGAACUUGAUAGCUUGAAAGAGGAAGGUCUAGAAAGCCAAGACAUUUCGUGAUAUAUACUUGCUUUCGUUUUUAUUGCUUGGUUGGUUUCUCCUUUUCUCCUAAUAUUUUGUCUUUGCUGGCUUGCUCAUUUAGUAUUCUUGGAAGGAAGGAGGAAAUAUUCAGUUAUAGGUAGACUGUCAUUUUCCCCUUUUUAGCAUUUAGCAUAUAGCAUAUAUAUAUAUAUAUAUAUAUACACACACACACACACAUAUCUCUACUACGGUGAGAUAACUUCUGGGUUGCACCUUAGAGUUUGACUCUUACUCAUAAAAGACCUUGCCUAGACUUAAUUUCUUCCUUUAGAUUUGGCGGAAAGCCGGAAACAGAUUAGCUGUAUGAUACUGUAAAAGGUUGUAGCACUUGGAAUACAAUAAGGAUAUAUGGAAGGAAAGAUUUAGUGAUA